AUGGCCCCCGAUCCGGCGCCUUUCACCAGGUGUCAGCUCCCUGGGGGCCCUGGCUCAUCGCUGGCCAGCCGCGAUCAGGCAGGCACAGCGGGCAUCCCUGGGAGGCCACAGUGGGCCCUCUGCUCCUGCCCUGCCCCUCGGCUGGUGCCUGUGGCGCAGCCGCUCCGGGCCCUGGUGCUGCCUAGCUGGGGCUUCAGCACCCAGGGGCAGGGGCGGUCCUGCCGGCUGGGCUCACCGGCGCCCCCGCGCGGCACCCCAGGGGGCGACGCCGGACUGCCGUGGAGGACACGCCCCGGGUGCGCGCUCCGUAACAGCCAAGAAGCAUCUGUCCUCCAUGGAAGCCGGGAGAGACCCGCCAGCCGCCGAGGAAGACCGCCCGGCCGGCCAAGCAGCCCGCGGCCCCUGAGUGCCCAGAGGCUCCCGCAGGGCCAGCUGCGGAGGACCGAGCGGCCACUGUCCUCCAGUGCGCCUUCCGGCGGCUCCUGGCCAGGGAGGAGCUGGCCCGCCGUCAGCGGGAGCAGCAGGACUACCAGCGGCAGAUGGAGCAGCUGCAGAGGGAGGCAGAGGGAGGCGGCCAGGACCCCCGCACUCGGGCCGGGGAGGGGGGCUCCCUCGGUCCCGGUCUGCCCGCAGGCCUUCGUGGCCCUGGUGCGGAGGGAGCAGGAGGCGACGCGGCGGCGUCGGGAGGCGGCGGAGGAGGCCGAGCGGCGGCGGCGAGAGGAGCGGGCGCCAGCCCCAACAGCAAGGUGGGCGCCGGGCCGGGGCGGGGGGCGACUGCCGCCCCCGCGGAGCCUGGCUCAGGAGCCCCUCGAGCAGGGCGCCUUCGGCCGGCCGCCGCUGUACCGAGCAGCCUUCGGGGGGCACCUGGAAGCCGUGGAGGUGCUGCUGAAGCUCGGAGCUGACCCCCGGGUGUACGCAGAAGGAGCCUCACGGAGGCCAUGCUCCAGAACAUGGAGGCCGAGCAGCCGCGUCGGGCCCAGGAGGCUGAGCGGCACGAGGAGGCAGAGGCCAAGCGGCGCAGCCGGGGGAAGGUGGGUGGGGUGGGGGGUGGCAGGGAGGGCCUCUGAUGACCAGGCCACUCCCCCCCCCCGCCCCAAAGUGAACCUCAAAGUACAACAGCUGGCGAAGGCACAGCAGCAGCGGCACGCACAGCUGCAGCAGGCCUACUGCGAGCUCAACCAGAGGACCACGGAGCACGAGGAGUGCGAACGGAGGUGCCCAGGCCAGGCUGAGCUCACCCUACAGGCCGUCAAGGCAGAGGCCCAAGUGGACAGACCGCAGCUGGAGGCCCAGGAGGCCGAGGAGACGCUGGCCGUGGCCAGGCUGGAGCUACGGGAGCAGAGCCAGGAUGGGGAAGAGGAGGUGCCGGGGCUCAAGUGCCGGGUCGCUGAGCUGCACGACGUACUAAUGAAGGACGUGGGCGACCGCAUCCGCGCAGACGGCCGGUCGGUGGUCAUGGCUGUGUGGGACGGCGGGAGGAGGAUUUGGGUGGACAGCAGUGACCCGGUGGCCACUCCCAGGUAGCCUCUUGUCAUCGACCCUUCGGGCCUGGCUGCCGCCUUCCUGUGCUACCAGGACAGCAACUACGUGGAUGCUGUGAA
Molecule: messenger RNA, 1601 nt
Organism: Ailuropoda melanoleuca (giant panda)
Lineage: Eukaryota; Metazoa; Chordata; Mammalia; Carnivora; Ursidae
Gene: IQANK1
Product: IQ motif and ankyrin repeat containing 1
Molecular function (GO): protein binding
Source: RefSeq, a predicted model, not a curated record